GGCGGCGGCGGCGGCGGCGGCGGCGGCGCCGCGGGGGCAGAGGCUACGUCGGUUGCUUUCUGCAGCCGCGUCUCGGCCGCGAAGCUCCCCGAGGAGGCCGUGUUCGGGGCGCGUCCUUGGUCUCCUUCCGGUAGCGCCGACGCCGCCGGCCUGCUGCGGGCCGCUGGGUCCGCGUCGCGCCUCAGCGCCCGGAGGACAUGCUGGAGAGAGAAUGAACCAGAGGGACACGCUGGUGCAUCUGUUUGCCGGGGGAUGUGGGGGUACCGUGGGAGCCAUCCUGACAUGUCCACUAGAAGUUGUGAAGACACGACUGCAGUCCUCUGCCGUGACACUCUAUAUCUCUGAAGUCCAGCUGAACACCAUGGCUGGAGCCAGUGUCAACCGAGUGGUAUCUCCCGGACCUCUCCAUUGCCUGAAGAUGAUCUUGGAAAAAGAAGGGCCUCGUUCCUUGUUUAGAGGAUUAGGCCCCAAUUUAGUGGGGGUGGCCCCUUCCAGAGCAAUAUACUUUGCUGCUUAUUCAAACUGCAAGGAAAAGUUGAACGGUGUGUUGGAUCCUGAUUCUACCCAAGUACACAUGAUCUCAGCUGCAAUGGCAGGUUUUACUGCAAUCACUGCAACCAACCCCAUUUGGCUAGUAAAAACUCGGCUACAGCUUGAUGCAAGGAACCGCGGGGAAAGGCGAAUGGGUGCUUUCGAAUGUGUUCGAAAAGUGUAUCAGACAGAUGGACUCAAAGGAUUUUACAGGGGCAUGUCUGCCUCGUACGCUGGCAUAUCAGAGACUGUUAUCCAUUUUGUUAUUUAUGAGAGCGUAAAGCGGAAGCUGCUGGAAUGCAAGACUGCGUCCGUGGCGGAGAGUGAUGAGGACUCCGUGAAAGAGGCGUCAGACUUUGUGAGAAUGAUGCUGGCUGCUGCCACCUCCAAGACCUGCGCCACCACCAUCGCGUACCCACACGAAGUUGUAAGAACAAGACUACGAGAAGAAGGAACAAAAUAUAGAUCAUUUUUUCAGACACUGUCUUUGAUUGUUCAGGAAGAAGGCUAUGGGUCUCUGUACCGUGGCCUAGCAACUCAUCUUGUGAGACAGAUUCCAAACACAGCCAUUAUGAUGGCCACCUAUGAGCUGGUGGUCUACCUGCUCAACGGAUAGCACCGGCAGCCGCGCUGCGAAGAGGGAAGACCAAAACAGCACAAUGGACCACGGGAUCUCGAGGCCAGCGAAGUGGACAGAAGAGAAGUAGUUUGGGAACAUGUAACUCUGCCUAAGUGGAAGUUUGGUUGUAGGAAUCAAGGUAACCACACCACAUCACUCCGUCUCAGUAUUGUGGAGACAACCCUCAGCCACCUCCAAGGAAAUGCCUUUAGAAGCACUCCUCCCUCAGAUUGCCAUUCUCUCUACCAUGUUCACCAGAUCUGGUUGUAUUUUGUUGGUUUAUGGCAUUCAGAAUAUAGUAUUGUUUAGUCCAUGAGCAUUUCUCCACUCCUGAACCACGCCAUCCCUAAUGGUGUGCUGUACUGUAACUAUCCAAAGAUAGUAUUGACAGUCAUAAAUUUCUAACUUCUGGCUUUUAAUUUCUCUGAUACUUUAAAAUAACAACAAUAGGUAGAGCCUCAGUAUCUCUCAUUUUCUUGAGAGGACCUGACACAAUAUUUUAAAUUCAGUUAUUUGACAUCAGGUAAUCACCUUUCCUGACAACCAAUGAAAUAGUAUCCAAAUACCGUGUGUAUUUUUAGCUUUAAAGUGUUUUGGUUUCCAGGCUAACAGGUGCUCGAUGUUUGGCAUACUGUGGGCUCGGGUUGUUGACUUAUCAAAUGCGCAUGCUCAUAGUUUGGGACUGUCGAAUAAACCAGUAAAGUACUGCUUCCUGGCCA
Messenger RNA from Perognathus longimembris pacificus (Pacific pocket mouse), 1869 nucleotides. It is a transcript of the gene Slc25a36, whose product is annotated as solute carrier family 25 member 36. The record is from RefSeq and is a predicted model, not a curated record. The coding region runs from base 212 to 1147 and encodes 311 amino acids. Gene Ontology annotation, molecular function: pyrimidine nucleotide transmembrane transporter activity. Gene Ontology annotation, biological process: pyrimidine nucleotide import into mitochondrion. NCBI's taxonomy places the organism in Eukaryota, Metazoa, Chordata, Mammalia, Rodentia, Heteromyidae. Gene Ontology annotation, cellular component: mitochondrion. The transcript has 7 exons.